AGCAGUUUCUUCCGACAGUUGUGUUGUGCCAAUGGUGGAGAAGAAAACUUCGGGUAUGUGAGCCCCCGCGGUUCGCCCCCUUCCCCUUCCCAAGUCAGUCCUAGAAUUUUCUUACCUAGUCAUUCCUCUUUUUUGGUCUCGCUCUUUCGCCUAGGCUGGAGUGCAGUGGCAUAGUCAUAGCUCACUGCAGCCUCGAUUUCCUGGGAUCAAACCAUCCUCCCACCUCAGCCUCCGGAGUGGCUGGAACUGCAAGCAUGAGGCCCCACGCCUGGUUAAUUUUUAAUUUGUUAUGUGGUGACGGGCUCUCGCUAUGUUGCCCAGUUCGCUCCCAGGACCCCGGGCAGCGGCGGGUGCUGGACCGGGCUGCCCGGCAGCGUCGCAUCAACCGGCAGCUGGAGGCCCUGGAGAAUGACAACUUCCAGGAUGACCCCCACGCGGGACUCCCUCAGCUCGGCAAGAGACUGCCUCAGUUUGAUGACGAUGCGGACACUGGAAAGAAAAAGAAGAAAACCCGAGGUGAUCAUUUUAAACUUCGCUUCCGAAAAAACUUUCAGGCCCUGUUGGAGGAGCAGAACUUGAGUGUGGCCGAGGGCCCUAACUACCUGACGGCCUGUGCGGGACCCCCAUCGCGGCCCCAGCGCCCCUUCUGUGCUGUCUGUGGCUUCCCAUCCCCCUACACCUGUGUCAGCUGCGGUGCCCGGUACUGCACUGUGCGCUGUCUGGGGACCCACCAGGAGACCAGGUGUCUGAAGUGGACUGUGUGAGCCUGGGCAUUCCCAGAGAGGAAGGGCCGCUGUGCACUGCCCGGCCUUCAGAAAGACAGAAUUUCAUCACCCAAUGCAGGGGGAGCUCUUCCUGGACCAAGGGAGGAGCCGCUCAUUCACCCAACAAAACUGUGUCUUAUCUGCCAGGAAAGACCAGCCUCACUCCUGGGAACUGUCUGGCAGGUAGGCUGGGCCCCCCAGUGCUGUUAGAAUAAAAAGCCUCGUGCCGGAA
This is a messenger RNA of Homo sapiens (human), 996 nucleotides long. It is a transcript of the gene ZNHIT1, whose product is annotated as zinc finger HIT-type containing 1. Lineage: Eukaryota; Metazoa; Chordata; Mammalia; Primates; Hominidae. Gene Ontology annotation, molecular function: chromatin binding; histone deacetylase binding. The record is from RefSeq and is a predicted model, not a curated record. The transcript is spliced from 5 exons. Gene Ontology annotation, cellular component: nucleus. The coding region runs from base 255 to 764 and encodes 169 amino acids. Gene Ontology annotation, biological process: transcription initiation-coupled chromatin remodeling; hematopoietic stem cell homeostasis; intestinal stem cell homeostasis.